GACCUCACAUUAUUUCCAGCGCUUCACAAAAUUGUCUUAUUUUCUUUUUGCAGGUCCAAACUUAUCUCUAUACUAUCUCUGUCCUCAUUCAAAAGAUGUCUGGUAAAUUUUAAAGAGAAUUAUGGUCCAAAUCUUAAUCCUGAUAUGGCAUAAAAAUACUACUCUUACCAUAGGACUUCGUCCUCACUGGCUAAAGUCAGAGUGUUUGAUCCUAGAACACAGAAUUUAGGCCUAAAGCUGCCUAAAAGAGCUUACAUUGCUAAUUUUAUUGGCUUAGGUCAAAUUUGGAUACCUACCAAAUUUACAUCCAGCCUGACAAAUUCAUGAUAUGAAGAAUUUCUUGUAUGAUUUCCGAUAAUUGAUUAUAUAAUGGCUGGGUACUUUCCUGAAUAACUUCCAAAAUAACUGAAAUCUUAUCCCCUGAGCCUUAACCAGGCGGGAUCCUUCUUCUCAUGCAUUUUCAUCAUUAAGAAAUCUAUUCCAAGAAUUGGAUUCAUGUAUUUGGCACGAUAACAAAGGUAAGCUAGGGCUUGGUAUAACUGGUCUUUUAAGCUAAAUAGUACAACAGAAUAGUUCCAGGUCUUAUCCUUGCUAAUUCCAAAGCCAGAAGGACAAGAUUUUCUGAAAGGAUUCCUUUUCGAAAAUUUCGAAGUUUUCGAAUUGAGCAGAUUAUUGAAGUCUCCAAAAUUUUGGGGAAGCAUCAAAUCACUGUUUACUAAUAUUCAUAAAAAUCUUUCCAAAACGGAUAAAAUUUUGAGAUGAAAUUAUCUACUGCUAAACAUGAGCUGUAGAGGUAUUUUCCUUACAAAUUUUAUUAAGGUCGUCUUUAUUCACGGUAAAAUAAUUGCAGGCUCUCCAGGUCCUGAGAUCUCCAGCAAGCUUAACUUUAGGUUAGAUAUGCUUUAAAUCGCCUAGGCUUUUCAAAUUGGCAUCAUGUCAGAAAGAUUUGCUUCAUCGAAAAAUCUUGUUCCAGAUAGGUAUUAAAAUGAGAUUUUAGGAGUGUUUGUAAAAGAUAUCUUCUUUUCUCGAAAGUUUUUGAGAGUCCUCCCAGAAGUCUAACUAGGCUUUCUUAAACUAUUUGAUACCCUUUUUAAUGCUGCACACAAAAUUAGCGAUCGUUGGCCCAAUUUUAAGUAUCUCGAAUGGAAAGAUUUUCCAAACUUACUGGCCCGCCCAAAUUCAUUCCAGCAAAAUGAAACAUGAAAUACUGCAGGAAUUGCAUCAAAAGUGGCCAUCCAGAUGGGAAAUAUUAUUCUUAUCUCCUUGUAAGAAAGAGGGACAGCAUAGAAUUUUAACUAAAGUUCUUUAGAAAAAUUCAUAAUUGUUCGAGAACACUUGUCUAAAGAGCUCCUCAUCAUAUUUCAGAGGAGCUAAAUAUCUGAUCCGCAGUCAUAAUGGGGUGUCUAAUAGACACGAAAAUUAUUAUCCUGUUCUCCUGUUAAAAUUUUAAAUUAUGAAAAGAAUCUUUGUCUGGAAGAACUUUGCUUAAAAUACUCCUUUUAAAUCCAUUCCCAAAUUCCAAACUCUUCAAUC
This is a messenger RNA of Moneuplotes crassus, 1533 nucleotides long. Lineage: Eukaryota; Ciliophora; Spirotrichea; Euplotida; Euplotidae. The record is from the annotation of a GenBank genome assembly.